AUGGCCUGGAGGAACCACAGCACCAUCACUGAGUUUAUUCUCACCGGGCUGUCCAACAAGCCCCACAUCGAGGCUCUGCUCUUUGUGUUCUUCCUGGGGAUUUACCUCCUGACUGUGACGGGGAACCUGAUGAUGCUGCUGGUAAUCAGGGCUGAUGCCCGCCUCCAUACCCCCAUGUACUUCUUCCUGAGUAACCUGUCCUUCCUAGACCUCUGUUUCUCUUCAGUCACUGAACCCAAGCUACUAAAGGACCUUCUGUCUGAGAAGAAAACAUCAGUAGAGGGCUGCCUGACUCAGGUGUUCUUUGUGUUUUUCAGUGCAGGGACUGAAGCCUUUCUGCUCUCAGUGAUGGCCUAUGACCGUUAUGCUGCCAUCUGCCACCCACUGCUCUAUGACCAGGUGAUGAGCAGCCAGCUCUGUGUGAGGCUGGAGCUGGCCUCAUGGGGCCUGGCCUCUAUCAAUGCAUUUAUCAUUGUGCUUUUGGGUAUUAACCUGGACUUCUGUGAAGCCCAAACUAUACACCACUACACUUGUGAGCUGCCUGCCCUUUUCCCUCUGUCGUGUUCUGAUAUCUCCAUCACUACCAAUAUCCUGCUCUCUUCCAUUUUAUUGCAUGGGCUUGGAACAUUCCUCCCAAUCUUCUUCUCCUACGCUCCUAUUAUCUCCACUAUUCUGAGCAUUAGCUCCACCUCAGGCAGAAACAAGGCCUUCUCCACCUGCUCCUCCCACCUCACUGCAGUGACCCUGUUCUUUGGCUCAGGUUUUCUUUGUUAUCUCAUGCCUCCCUUGGGCUCCUCUUUGGAUUUGCUCAUCUCCUUGCAGUACAGUGUAGUCACGCCCUUGCUGAAUCCCCUCACCUACAGCCUAAAGAACAAAGAGGUGAAGGAAGCUGUGAGAAGGACACCGGGGAAAUAUCUCUAA
Molecule: messenger RNA, 921 nt
Organism: Enhydra lutris kenyoni (northern sea otter)
Lineage: Eukaryota; Metazoa; Chordata; Mammalia; Carnivora; Mustelidae
Product: olfactory receptor 8S1-like
Biological process (GO): G protein-coupled receptor signaling pathway
Cellular component (GO): membrane
Molecular function (GO): olfactory receptor activity; G protein-coupled receptor activity
Source: RefSeq, a predicted model, not a curated record